AUGUCCAACUUGUCGCAACGGACAAGAACUUGGUCAACGAGCGAUGCAGCCGAACCCUCGUCCGAUACUAGUGACACCGGAAAGGAACAGGAUCAGCUGCAGCUUAAUAGGGUACUAGUACACGACGCGCAACUGGAAUUUAAACGUCAAGCGAAGAUUUUCGAUGCUCAGAUGCACAAGAUGAAGAAAGAACGUCGGUUCUUCGUCAAGGCUCGUUUCCUGUUCCCGCUCGGAAUCCUGCUUGGAAUAUUAUUGGGUUUCAUCCUCAUCCAGCCUUCAGACUUUCAGGAUAUUCACAGCAACCUUCUUCUCCUCAUAGAAGAGUACGACAUCUCGCUCAAAAUACCAGACAUUGAUCUGUCACGCGUCGAAUUAGAAUGGACCCGAUUUCGGAGCAAUAUUCCAGAGGUCUGGAAGCUGAAUAAUGACGGACGCGAGUUUCAGGCUGGAGAGGCGAUGAAAGCACGAGGCUUGACGGCGCACUAUCCCAUCGUGCUCGUGCCUGGCAUCGUAUCCACCGGUUUGGAAUCGUGGUCUACUUCACCCGACCAUCGCGCUUUUUUCCGCGAAAAACUCUGGGGAGGCUUCAAUAUGGUCACACAAGUAGCUUUCAAUCGUGACAAGUGGAUAGCAGCGAUGAUGCUGGAUCCGGUCACCGGUCUCGACCCUCCAGGUGCCAAAAUUCGAGCUGCGGAAGGAAUAGGUGCUGCAAGCAGCUUCAUGACUGGGUACUGGAUUUGGUCCAAGGUCGUUGAGAAUCUUGCCGUAGUAAACUAUGACACGAACAAUCUUCACUUGACCCCAUAUGACUGGAGGCUUUCCAUGUGGAACCUGGAAGAACGAGACGGCUACUUCUCAAGGUUGAAGUCUACAAUAGAAGGGUUCAAGAAACGACAAGGCAAGAAGACCGUCAUCGCUGCACACUCAAUGGGUAGCACAGUAAUGCUGGUCUUAGAUCUCUUAGGCGUAGACUUCAAAUGGGUCGAGUCUCCCGAACAUGGAGGCGGCGGACUAGAUUGGGUAGAGAAUCACAUCGAGUCCUACAUUACCAUUGGAGGGACACAUCUCGGCGUGGCAAAGGCUAUGGCCGCUUUCUUGUCUGGUGAAAUGAAGGAUACAGUGCAAAUGAAUCCUGCUGGCGCAUACGUCCUCGAGCGCUUUUUCUCGCGAAAGGAGCGGCAGAAGCUAUUCUGUAGUUGGGCUGGCAGUGCUAGCAUGUGGAUCAAGGCGAGUACAGACCAUCAUCUUCGCUGGGCACCUGAUGACGAGCCCGGUUCAUCACAUACUCAUGGUGAAUUGAUUGCCUUCCGACAAGCAGCCGUGCCACUAUCUGCGCAUGGCAGUAUCUCAAGUAUCGAGCAAACAAAGAACAUGACGGCUGAUGACGCAAGCACAUGGAUUUUGGAGCGUACUCCUUCAACAUUUCAGAAAAUGAUUUGGGAUAACUACUCGUUCGGUAUUGAGCGGGAUGAAGAAGUACUCAAGAAGAAUGCGCUAGAUCCGAGGAAAUGGUCAAACCCUUUGGAAGUACAGCUACCAAAUGCGCCUUCCAUGAAGAUCAUUUGUGUUUACGGCCAUGGAAAGGAAACUGAAAGAUCAUACUGGUAUGCUCAUGGACCACACGAACAUGACGAGUCGUUCGCAGAGGUCGAGCAUUCGACUUGCACCGACCCUACCGACAAAUGCAACUAUACAGUACGCCCACCCUUAGAUAUGCCAGUUUCCAGGACGAGCUGGAUAGAUGCUGAUUACACGCAUGAGACCACAACGCCCAAGGUGCGUAAUGGUGUGAAAAUGGGUGAAGGAGAUGGCACCGUCAGCCUAUUGAGCCUGGGAGCGAUGUGUGUAGAAGGCUGGAAGAGACCAAGAUGGAAUCCGGGGGGAAUUAACGUUACCACUGUUGAGUUUCCUCAUCAACCUGUUCCCAACAUUCCCCGGGGUGGCGCAAAUACUUCGGAUCAUGUUGAUAUCCUUGGGUCAACAGGUCUGAAUGAGCUCAUCAUCAAAGUCGCCACUGGUGUCGGACAUGAAGUCGAGGAUCAAUUUGUCUCUCGAAUUCGGGAGUAUGCUCGGCGAGUGCGAUGGGAUUGA
This is a messenger RNA of Suillus paluster, 2091 nucleotides long. RefSeq names its product Lecithin:cholesterol acyltransferase-domain-containing protein. Lineage: Eukaryota; Fungi; Basidiomycota; Agaricomycetes; Boletales; Suillaceae. The record is from RefSeq and is a predicted model, not a curated record. Bases 1 to 2091 code for a protein of 696 amino acids. The transcript is spliced from 19 exons. Gene Ontology annotation, biological process: lipid storage; triglyceride biosynthetic process. Gene Ontology annotation, molecular function: phospholipid:diacylglycerol acyltransferase activity. Gene Ontology annotation, cellular component: cytoplasm; perinuclear endoplasmic reticulum.